GCUAGCUUCAGAGGUGGAGGAAAGUAUCAAAACAAACGAUGUAGCUAGUUGGUGAAGGACCAAAAUUGUAGUUCGACUACGUGAGCUCAGCCAUGUCAUGAUACGAAGACCAAGCCAUCAUCUGAAACAGCAAAUGUUAUCAAAAGUGUUACAUUUAAGUUAAAAGAUGGAUUGUUUUUUGACGGCAAUGAUCGCGGUAUACAGUCUUCCAUGGGUAGCUAGUUAGCUAGAUGACUAGCAACUGGACGUCAAAGGCCUAGCCAGCCUGUUAAUGCACGCUUAGCAAAUAGUUUAAUGUUGUAAUUUUGACAUCGACAAUUGACUAUCCGACUAUUUGCUGUUGCCGCAACUGAAUAUAUUUAAUGUGGCCUAGCCUUAGCUGUCCGAUGAACGCCAAGUAAGCUAGCGAGAUAGAAGUCGGUUAGCUUUCAUCAUGAGUUGGUUUAACGCGUCGCAGCUGUCCAGUUUUGCUAAACAGGCGCUGACAACAGCACAGAAGUCUAUCGAUCGUGUGUUGGACAUUAAAGAAGACGAUCCAUGGGGUGAUACGGUCGUCGCUACGUAUGAUGAUUUACCUGGCAAACCUGUCUCAGCGGGAGGGUGGGGGAUGAACCAGUGGGACACCCCCGUUGAGGAAUGCACCAAGACUUCCCCUCCCUCAUCCGAGGCCAUCACCACCCCGGUGACUCGCACGGUGGUGGACGAGACGGAGACGUUCUUCAGUGCCUUCCUCUCUUCAGGAGAUCUGCCGACUGUCAUGAGCUCACAGGUGGUGUCCGUCCCUCCAAUUAAAUCGAGCCGAGGAGGACCACAGGAGGAGACGGAAAAGGAAGACACUGACGAAGUGGACUCCCCACAGCAAGGCGAAGCCGCAGAGGAUCAGCAGGACAGUGAGGGAUAUGCCGAGGUGGACAUGGACGUUGACUUGGACAAUGAGUCGGUUUAUGCAGAGCCUAGAAGUUCAUCCGCGGGCCCCGAUGUGGUUUUGCUGGAGCUGGAACCAGCCGUCUCUGUCGAUUUGACUGUGCCAGAGCAAACACCUACCAGCGAAGACCAGACAGUGCUUGACAAUACAGAGGUGGCAGCAAGCGAAGCGGCACCAGACGAGCCUCAGAGCAGCCCUGAGUCCGAGCUGGCCGUGGAUCACCUGGAGUCGCCCGAAGCCCCAGAGCCCAAGAGCCCCUCUAAAGCCUCACUAGCGCCCCCUAAGGAGAUCUUACUGGAGUCUAAAGACGCCAAGGGGGAGGACCGGCAGAGUGACACCCCGUCGCCGCCGGUCAGCGCUUUCUCGUCGGGCACGUCCACCACCAGCGACAUCGAGGUGCUGGACCACGAGAGCGUGCUGAGCGAGAGCUCGGCCAGCUCGCGCCAGGAGACGGCGGAGGCCAAAGCGGGCCUGCACCUCAUGCAGGGCUCCUUCCAGCUGCUGAGCGCGUCGGCCUGCGCCGACUACCCGCGCCUCGGGGAGGACUACCCCAAGCUGACGGAGAGCUGCGGCUCGUCGUCGGACGCCUUCGAGCGCAUCGACUCCUUCAGCGUGCAGUCGCUGGACAGCCGCAGCGUCAGCGAGGUGAACUCGGACGACGAGCUCCCGGGCGGCCGCACGCUGGCCUCGGUCACGUCGCCGUCGUCGCACACGCCCCCCGCCUCCCUCCUGGUCCCGGCGCCGAAGAAGGAGGACGGAGAGGAGGAAGACGAGGGAGAGGAGCGCAGGCACGACGAAACGAUGACCGAGCAGUCCCUGGACGAGGCGGAGACGGAGAUGGAGAGCGAGAUGGAGGAGAGCGCCCGCAGUGCCACGCCGGUGAACUGCGAGCAGCCUGAGGAGGAGCCGGAGUCCGACGUCACGCUGUCGGGCCUGAGCAUGGACGCUAGUGAGCCCAGGACGCCGCCCAUCACGGAGGAGAUGAGAGGAGCCUCCACCUCUCAGAUCCUGGAGCUGCAGAAGAUCAUUGACGACCUCACAAGCAGACUUGAAACAAGGGAGACACAGCUGUUGUCAGUCAGUAAAGACAAGGCCAGACUGGAAGAGGAUUGUGACAACCUUAAAGAUGAGAUAAUCGGCUUACGGGAGGAAACAACUACUGUCCAAUCUCUUCAAGAUGAAUUCACACACCGCAUUGCUGAAGCUGAGAGGAAAGCCCAGCUGGCCUGUAAAGAGAGAGACAUUGCCAAGAAGGAAAUAAAAGGCCUAAGAGAGGAGCUGGCGUCCAGGUUCAACUCCAAUGAGACCCUGGAACUGAUCAGAGACAAGGAAGAACAGAUCAGAGGCCUUCUGGAGGAAGGUGAGAAGUUGUCGAAGCAGCAGUUGCAGCAUUGCAACAUCAUCAAGAAGCUGCGUGUGAAGGAGAAGGACAGUGACUUGAAAAUCACUAAACAGACCAAGCAACUGAAGGAGCAGGAAGAGGAACUUAAACACCUACAACAGGUUCUAGACGGCAAAGAAGAGGUAGAGAAGCAGCACAGGGAGAACAUCAAGAAGCUGAACGUGGUGGUGGAGCGGCAGGAGCGCGAGUCCACCCAGGUGCAGAGCGAACUGGAGGAGUUCCUGGAGAAGAACCGCAGUCUCCAGGCAGCGCUGGACAACUCCUACAAGGAGCUUGCAGAGCUGCACAAGGCCAACGCCUCCAAGGACAGCGUGGCCCAGGAGCUGGCGCUCAGCCACCAGGAGCAGGCCAGAGAGGAGCUGGAGCGCGCACUGGAGCGCGCCACCGAGGAGGCCCGCAUGCAGCAGGAGGCCCUGGCCAACCAGGUGGCAGAUCUGCGGCUGGCGCUGCAGAGAGCUGAGCAGCAGCAGGCCAGGAAGGAGGACUACCUCAGGGAGGAGAUCAGCGAGCUGCAGCAGAGACUGCAAGCAGCCGAGACCAGGAACCAGGAACUGAGUCAGAGUGUCACCUCAGCCACGCGGCCCCUCCUUCGUCAGAUUGAAAACCUGCAGGCCUCGCUUGGCGGCCAAACGGAAUCGUGGGAGAAGCUGGAGAAGAGCAUCUCUGAUAGGCUGGUGGACGCAGAGGCUCAGCUCGCCGUAGCAGUGGAGAAGGAACGUGCCGCGACGGACGAGCUGCAUGGCCUCAGAGCUCAAGUGGCCUCGCUGGAGUCCCAGAGUUCCCUCCUGCGUCAGGAGAAGGGCCGUCUACAGGGCCUCCUGGAGGCGGAGAAGAGCCGGAGGGAGAGGCUAGAGGACGACAUCAGCAGGGAGCAUGUGGAGUUGGAGAAUCUGAGGGGAGAGCACUCGCGGGCUCUGGAAGAGGCCAAGAAAGAGAAGUUGCUAAUGACCAAUCAGCUGGAGAUGGAGAAGAUGAAGGUUGAGCAGGAGAAGAAGAAAUGCUACCUUGCGCAGGAGGCCCUCAAGGAGAAGGAGAGGAAGGCCAUGGUGAUGUCUGUGAGCGAGCCUCCGGCAUCGUCCCCGUCGUUGUCCCGCUCCAGCUCCAUCAGCGGGCCGGACCACGCCGGCCUCCACUCCUCGUUGCUGGCUCAGCAGGAGGACACUCUGGACCACUCCUUUGGUUCCAUGUCCAUCAGCGGGAGCAACCUGUAUGAAGUGGCUCGACUCGGAGGAGGCUCCAGCAUCAUGGAGAACCUGCAGUCACAGCUCAAACUCAGAGAAGGCGAGAUUGCACAGCUUCAGUUGGAGAUAGCCAGUCUUGAGAGGAGCCGUGCUGUGAUGGCAGAGGAGCUGGUCCGGCUGACCAAUCAGAACGAUGAGUUAGACGAGAAAGUGACAGAGAUUCCCAGGUUACGGAUUCAUCUCAAGGAUCUAGAGCAGAGGCACAACACCAUUUUGCAGAUGUACGGUGAGAAGGCAGAAGAGGCUGAAGAAUUGCGUCUGGACCUGGAGGAUGUGAAGAACAUGUACAAAACCCAGAUCGACGAGCUGCUGAAAAAUCAAAAAUAGACUCGAAAGACACUGAAAUCCAGGCAUAACAGGCUUUAAGUGCAUUCACUGUAAAAGAGAGGUUAUUACAAGACAAGCUGUUCCCUUCAUCGUUGAGCCUUUGGUUCAGUUUAAAGGCCAAUCCAUUUUUUUUUACUUCCUGUGACAAUUUAGCUGUCGGGUUGUUUAUCUAUUUAUGGAGUGAUUGCAGUUCAAAUAUGGGACUCGGAAUAGAAAAUGAAAUUAAACACUACACACGUGGAAGUACAGAUCAUAUAAUUAUUCCAAACCAUGGGGUGACAAAAGAUUGUCAAUACAUCCUUCCUGCUACAUUCUUGUUUCCUAGAAAACAUAAUCUAAUCUCUUAGCUCUAUAAGAAUGUAAAGGUUGAGGGUUGACUUGCACUAAAAUGUUUUAUCAUUUUUUAUAAAGUAUGCUGUUAUUUAGUUAAUCCCAUCCACGAAGCUCUAGGGUGGUGCUCUAAUCAAAUAACUGGAUACUUGGGGUGUUGCACAUUGUUUCGUUACAAUUUGUCCGUCAACUUUUACAUUAACUGAUGAAAGUAUGAAGAAAGAGAAAAUCGUGUUAUUUGGAAAUGGUCAAUUUCAGAUUCCGUAGUUGUCUCUUACUGUAAAUGUGUAAAUAAAUAAUCAUGUAA
This is a messenger RNA of Sardina pilchardus (European sardine), 4532 nucleotides long. RefSeq names its product TATA element modulatory factor 1 (gene tmf1). The record is from RefSeq and is a predicted model, not a curated record. Lineage: Eukaryota; Metazoa; Chordata; Actinopteri; Clupeiformes; Clupeidae. Gene Ontology annotation, cellular component: endoplasmic reticulum; Golgi apparatus. The transcript is spliced from 17 exons. Bases 434 to 3895 code for a protein of 1153 amino acids.